UGUCCUUGGUUUACAAAUCAAGAGUCACCUACAAAAAAAAAAUGGAACUUACGCUGCCGUACAUAGCUGCCUCCGUAUUCCUCCUCCUCGUUGCUUUCAAAUUCCUAUCACAAAAAAUACACCACAGCCGCCCCAACAUCCCUCCAAGUCCGCCGUCCCUUCCGGUCAUCGGCCACCUCCACCUCCUCCACCGACCUCUCCACCGGACCUUCCACAACCUCUCUGAAACCCUCGGUCCCAUCUUCUCCCUCCGCUUCGGGACUAGACUCGUCGUAGUCAUUUCCUCGUCGCAGGGCGCCGAAGAAUGCUUCACCAAAAACGACAUCGUCCUAGCCAACCGCCCCCACGGCACGAUCGGGAAAUACUUGGACUACAAGUACACCACCGUCGUCUCCUCCCCGUACGGCGACCACUGGCGCAACCUCCGCCGCCUCAUGUCCCUCGAAAUCUUCUCCACCAACCGCCUCAACGCCUUCCUAACAAUCCGGCGGGACGAAAUAAGGCACUUACUGCGCCAACUGCACCAGAAAUCCUCCGCCGACUUUGCCAAAGUGGAAAUGAAAUCGAAGCUCUAUGGGCUGACGUUUAACAUCAUCGUGAGGAUGAUUGCCGGAAAACGGUAUUACGGGGACGACCUGGAGGAUUCGGCGAAGGCAGCGGAGUUCCGGGAGCUUGUGAGUAAGGCGUUCGAGUACGCCGGUUCGUGGAACGCUGCGGAUUACGUGCCGGUCCUGGGGUGGAUUGAUUACAAGGGCUUUGAGAAGAAUUUGGCAAAGUUUCAUAAGCGACUAGACGUGAUAUUCCAAGGGUUGAUCGACGAGCGUAGGAGGGAUGAGAGUAAGAAUACGAUGAUUGAUCAUUUGCUUUCGUUGCAAGAGUCACAGCCGGAAUAUUAUACAGACACAAUUAUCAAAGGUCUUAUUAGUGUCAUGAUACUUGCAGGGACAGACACUUCAGCAGUGACGUUGGAAUGGGCAAUGUCUUUUUUGGUGAACCAUCCCCAGGUGUUGCAAAAGGCUAGAGCUGAGGUAGACGCUCAUGUUGGCCUGGAUCGCUUGAUUGAUGAACAUGAUCUUCAAAAGUUGCCUUAUCUUCAAGCCAUCAUUUCUGAAACAAUGCGACUUUGCCCGCCGGCACCAUUGUUGGUACCACACAUGUCAUCCGAUGAUUGUACCAUCGGGGGAUAUAACAUACCAAGAGACACAAUCUUGAUGGUCAAUGCAUGGGCCAUUCACAGGGAUUCUAAGGUUUGGGACGACCCAACAAGCUUUAAACCUGAGAGAUUUGAAGGUAGAGAAGUGGAGGCACAUAAGUUAAUGCCAUUUGGAUUUGGAAGGAGGGCUUGCCCCGGGGCAGGUCUAGCCCAACGUGUUGUGGGCUUGGCCUUGGGGUCAUUGAUCCAGUGCUUUCAGUGGGAGAGGGUGGGUGAGGAUCCUGUUGAUUUGACUGAAGGGAGUGGGCUAACCAUGCCCAAAGUUGAGCCAUUGGAGACCAUGUGCAAAGCACGCGACAUCAUGAAGAAGGUUCUCUCUGGUGCAAAUGAUGCUUGAACAAUUUUUGUUUUUAAAUGUGUAGAAUGUGUUUUCGUAUUUUAGUACAUCAAUUUGUAUGUUGUGGGUUUUAAUUUCGUUAAUUUGCUUAAUUUCUUUUGAACUUCUAUUAUGAUCUUUGUAACGCCCCGAAUUUUGGGUACGUUAAAAAGACAAUUUUAUUGAAAAUAAA
Molecule: messenger RNA, 1722 nt
Organism: Rhododendron vialii
Lineage: Eukaryota; Viridiplantae; Streptophyta; Magnoliopsida; Ericales; Ericaceae
Product: cytochrome P450 81Q32-like
Exons: 2
Coding region: 42-1550 (502 amino acids)
Molecular function (GO): monooxygenase activity; oxidoreductase activity, acting on paired donors, with incorporation or reduction of molecular oxygen; iron ion binding
Source: RefSeq, a predicted model, not a curated record